AUGGACUAUGGCAUGGAGAACUGUAGCGUAACUGUCACCAUCCCGGAAAAUUCGUAUCUCAAUUCGUCGGCUGAAGUAUCAGCAAGAAUAGAUUCCAGAGCAUCUGUCGAACUGGACGUUUGGUCUCUAUCAGUGGGGCACAGGCUCAACUACAAGCAUUUGUCAUGGAACACGAAACCGCGUCGAUCUGCUCAUCUCGGUAUCCUUAGGGCUUCGUACGGCUCAAGUUCACAGACUCCGCAUUUCCCGUGUCGCUCGGGAACGUACGAAACGGUGGAGGUCUCAUGCAAAUCAGACAGUUGCGACCUCGUUGUGGAAGCAAAUGGAAAGCUUGCGUUUGGUUUGUAUAUGCAACAAUACCAAACUAUCUAG
Messenger RNA from Fomitiporia mediterranea MF3/22, 372 nucleotides. RefSeq lists its product as uncharacterized. NCBI's taxonomy places the organism in Eukaryota, Fungi, Basidiomycota, Agaricomycetes, Hymenochaetales, Hymenochaetaceae. Bases 1 to 372 code for a protein of 123 amino acids. The transcript has 2 exons. The record is from RefSeq and is a predicted model, not a curated record.